AUGACCGGUAUGCGACGCCGAAGCGAGCUUGAUGCAUCUCCACCGGUACACCGGGGGAUGAAAGAUACUUUGGACAAAUCGGUAUUUCGGAAAACUCUACCUGUACUGGCUGCGCGUGUCCCCUCUCCCAAAGCUGGUUUAUUCCUCAAGUCGGAAGCUCUGAGAAGAUCCAUCAUCAACUUGCCUAAGAUCAGGAGUGUAGUCCCGGACCCAAGUGAUUCGAAAGAUACGCGACUGGUCCUGUUCAGGGUGUCAGAAAACGCCGAUCUUCCUCCUGAGGCCCAGGACUUCUUGCGGGAGCAGUCAGCAGAUAUCUUGAGAUACAACCUAGACCUCAAUUAUGAUUAUUGGACAGCGGACGAGAUAUUGCAUUCCGUACUUCCUGAAGAACUGUGCGAGGGUGCACCCUCCGGUUUUGCUAUAACUGGACACAUCGCACACGUGAAUCUUAAUGAUGAGUAUCUUCCGUACAAACAUGUUAUUGGCCAAGUCAUAUUGGAUAAGAACAAGGCUGUCCGCACGGUUGUUAACAAGCUCAACUCCAUAGACACCAAGUUCCGCUUUUUCAAGAUGGAGCUUUUAGCCGGGGAGCCUGACUACGUUGUCGAGCAUCACGAAUCAGAUUGUCGCUUCAUAUUCGACUUCACGAAGGUGUACUGGAAUUCUCGCCUUCAUACAGAACAUGACCGGCUGGUACAGCUCUUCAAGCCUGAAGAUGUCGUCGCGGAUGUCUUCGCUGGAGUCGGGCCAUUCGCUAUACCAGCGGCGAAGAAAGGAUGUGCUGUCGUUGCCAACGAUCUCAACCCAGAUAGUUAUCUGUACCUCAAGAAAAAUAUAGAGCUUAAUCAUGUUUCGACGGUUGUCAGAGCGUACUGCGAGGAUGGACGAGAGUUCAUCAAAGCAGCGGUUCCCAGAGCACUGAAUGAACCCUUUCCGCCGUACAAAAAUCCCAAAGAAAACAAAUCCAGGAAUCGUCAUAAAUCAUCAUCCAAUGUUCCGGUCCCGGUCCCGGCCCCCGAAUUGCCCCCGCGCAAGCGAAUAUCACACUUCGUCAUGAACCUACCGGACACUGCCAUCGAGUUUCUGGACGCCUUCCGAGGAAUUAUGUCGGAUUCAGCCAAUGAGGAGGGUACGCGGGAUUUGAGCGGGAUUUACGACGUGAUGCCGAUGGUCCACUGUCACUGUUUCACGAGGGAGUUAGAGCCAGAUAAGGCUGAGAAGGACAUACGAGCGAGAGUGCAACAUAGGUUGGGGUACACGUUUACGGGCAGCGACGAGGUAUCGCUCCACCUUGUUCGUUCGGUAGCCCCCAACAAGGAUAUGUACUGUAUAAGUUUCAGGCUACCUCGAGAAGUAGCUUUUGCAUGA
This is a messenger RNA of Gloeophyllum trabeum ATCC 11539, 1368 nucleotides long. RefSeq lists its product as uncharacterized. Bases 1 to 1368 code for a protein of 455 amino acids. The transcript is spliced from 9 exons. The record is from RefSeq and is a predicted model, not a curated record. Gene Ontology annotation, biological process: tRNA N1-guanine methylation; mitochondrial tRNA methylation. Lineage: Eukaryota; Fungi; Basidiomycota; Agaricomycetes; Gloeophyllales; Gloeophyllaceae. Gene Ontology annotation, cellular component: mitochondrial matrix; cytoplasm.